This is a messenger RNA of Funneliformis mosseae, 2124 nucleotides long. The record is from the annotation of a GenBank genome assembly. Lineage: Eukaryota; Fungi; Glomeromycota; Glomeromycetes; Glomerales; Glomeraceae.
AUGACGGCAAACAGCAUAAAUCACCUUUCAUUUAUGCAGCUGGAAGGCAUGAUCUGCAAUUCUUUGGAAAAUCAUUUGUAUAGAAAUGCAACUUUUCUCGCGGAAAGACUGUUCGCACAGGAUAUUGCAAAUGAAAAUUCGCGUUUUUUGCUGGCUACAUGUCAUUAUCGAAGUGGUCAACGAAAAGCUGCAUAUACUCUUUUGAACAAUGCCGAUUCAAUUAAAUGCAAAUAUCUGCUUGCAAGGUGUUGUUUGGAUUUGGAUAAGGCGGAAGAAGGCAAAGAAAAAUUACUUACUAUUGUAAGUAGUUUAGAGUCACGAAACUCACAGGAUCCAUUUGUUGACUCAAAAUUUAAUCAAACACCAGAUUUAGCAUCCGUCUUAUGUUUAUUGGGAUCUUUAUGUAAAAAUGCGCGUCGUAUUGAUGAGGCUGCUCAAUAUUACGUUCAAUGCAUAAAGAUAAACCCAUUUAUGUGGGAAGCGUUUGAAAAUUUAUGUCAAAUGGGUAAAUCAACUCAGAUUGAAAUUGACGAAAUAUUCCAACCAAAAAGUGAAAAGUUCAUGAGUUGUAGAACUUCAUGUUCAGACAAACUAUACAAUUCACAGAUGUUUAUAUCCAAACCGGCGCAUAAUGGUGAUAAGAGCACACCUGAUCCUAUUCGACGAAUCUCACGGCCGCCUUCUACAACAAGGCAUGCUACGCAACCGUUAACCUCGACACCUGCAUCAGAUAAUAGGGAAAAGAAACGAUCUCGUAUUGGCAAUAAUGAUGUAAGUUUUAUAGGUCUUGAUGAUGAAAAUAAACUAUAUCGACUAGGGAAAGAUGUAAGAACAUUUGUAAAUGUAGAAAAUGAAGUGGUAUUAUUAAACACUGAAGCUUUACAAAAAACUACACUAGAUCCUGAUAAUAUUUAUGAUAAAAUAGAAGACAUUGAUUUGAAAUCCAAUUGUAAUGAAGUUCUGGAAUUACUACAAAAGAUAGCCAAAGGUUACGCGUACCUAAAUCAAUACGAUUGUUUGAAAGCUAUAGAAGCCUUCUCGGAACUUCCUAGACCACAGUAUUUCACCGGUUGGGUUCAAAGUCAUAUAGGGAAAGCAUACUUCGAAAUGGUCAAUUACUCUAUGGCCGAGCGAUUUUUUCAAAAAGCACGUCAAUUGGAACCAUAUCGUCUAGAAGACAUGGAAAUAUUUUCUACAACGUUAUGGCAUUUACGUAAAGACACGGUAUUAAGCGCACUUGCACAUGAAUUAGUUGAAUUCGAACGACUUUCACCACAAGCAUGGUGCGCAGUUGGGAAUUGUUUCAGUCGACAACAAGAACAUGACUUGGCUUUAAAGUGCUUCCAAAGAGCGAUACAUAUAGAUCCAAAAUUCACUUAUGCACAUACUUUAUCUGGUCAUGAGAGUAUGGCCAAUGGAAAUUUUGAAAAAGCUCAAGAACAUUUUAGGAAUGCUUUAAAUACAAAUAGGCGUCAUUAUAACGCUUUGUAUGGACUUGCAAAUUAUUAUAUGACAUGUGACAAAAAAACUAAAGCGGAAUAUCAUUAUAAGAUGGCAAUGGAAAUUAAUCCAAACCAUGCUGUCUUAAUGUGUUGUUUAGGAAAAGUAUACGAGAAAAUGGGUAAGAAUGAGGAAGCGCGCAGACUUUAUGAUCAGGCUUGUCAGGUUACACCUCAGACACCUCUGGCGAUAUUCAAAAAAGCGAAGUCAUUAUAUAGAGAUCAUUAUUAUGAGGAUGCACUUAUUGAACUUGAAAAACUUAAAAAGAUUGUACCAAAAGAACCCAAAGUAUAUUUUCUCGUUGGAAAAAUUUAUAAAGCAAUGGGAGAUAAAACGAGGGCCUUACAAAAUUUUACAAGAACGUACAAUUUGGAUCCAAAAAUGACGCAUAUCGUUAAGACCACAAUAGAAAAAUUGGAAAAUGAUAAUGAGAUAUCAAUGACAUCAACGUCAGUUAUGUCAGAUACCAAUUUAGAAGGGGAAUCAUCGUCAUCUGCGGCCGCUGCUUUUGUUGGGGAAGACGAAGAACAUAAUCAACAUCAACAUCAUCAACAAGAUCAAGCUUUACAUGUAGAAGAUCAAUUGUCGGUUUAUGAAUAUGCUACCUUUGUUGAUGAAGUAUGA